UAAGGGUACAUCCAAUACAUUUGAUGUUUCACUAUAAAAGCUCCUGAGCGUCUUCACGCUUCAAGACCAACCAAACCCAGGGAUCCCCUAGAGAAGAGCUUAGGAGGCGAGGAACUACAGAUCUAGGGUUAGGGUUUUUAGAAAAUGACGUUCAAGCGCAGGAACGGUGGCCGCAACAAGCAUGGCCGUGGCCAUGUGAACUUCAUCCGCUGCUCCAACUGCGGCAAGUGCUGCCCUAAGGAUAAGGCUAUCAAGAGGUUUCUUGUGAGGAACAUUGUUGAACAAGCUGCAGUUAGGGAUGUUCAAGAAGCCUGUGUUUAUGAUGGUUAUACGCUUCCAAAGCUGUACGCGAAGAUGCAGUACUGCGUCUCCUGUGCAAUUCAUUCGCACGUUGUAAGGGUUCGUUCUCGCACUGACAGAAGAAAGCGGGAGCCACCUCAGCGCUUCAGACGCCGGGAGGACGGACCAAAGCCUGGGCAAGCUGCACGCCCUGCUGGUGCUGCAAAUCCUGGACGCGUUUGAAAGCUUUUUAGAAUCUCACUAUAUUCAUCUGGGCAUGAAGAUAUUUCUGAAAUGUUUUGUUUUGUGUGGUUAUGGUUUUGCUUAGAUUCUACCAUAGGAGUAAAGGUUUUGCUCAAGACUCCAAAAUUUCCCAUAAUUGAAUGAUCCGCCCAUUAACUGUUGGGUUUUGAUGUUAUUUGACAGUCAAAAACUCAGUUCAGCGUGUAUUUUAAUGAAAUGGGUAAUGGAGAGAACCUUGUUGAGUUUUAAA
Macadamia integrifolia is the source of this 772-nucleotide messenger RNA. RefSeq names its product 40S ribosomal protein S26-1-like. The coding region runs from base 145 to 522 and encodes 125 amino acids. The transcript is spliced from 5 exons. The record is from RefSeq and is a predicted model, not a curated record. NCBI's taxonomy places the organism in Eukaryota, Viridiplantae, Streptophyta, Magnoliopsida, Proteales, Proteaceae. Gene Ontology annotation, biological process: translation. Gene Ontology annotation, molecular function: structural constituent of ribosome; mRNA binding. Gene Ontology annotation, cellular component: cytosolic small ribosomal subunit; ribosome.